UGCUCAUCCCUCCCCAAUAGUCAACAACAAAAAUCUCCGUCGUCGACAUAUUUUAUUUUAAAAAGCAAACGCCGCCGCCAGAAGCAAAAACGCGAGGUAGAAGAUCCAAGGGAAGUGCGAAAAUGGAUGACUCACGCGAAGAAAGCCAGUUCAUCGUGGACGAUGUUAGCAAGACAAUUAAGGAGGCCAUUGAGAGCACCAUUGGCGGCAAUGCCUACCAGCACGACAAGGUAAACAACUGGACCGGCCAGGUGGUGGAGAACUGCCUCACUGUGCUGACCAAGGAGCAGAAGCCCUACAAGUACAUAGUGACUGCCAUGAUCAUGCAGAAGAACGGUGCUGGUCUGCACACAGCCAGCUCCUGCUAUUGGAAUAACGACACCGACGGAUCCUGUACAGUGCGUUGGGAGAACAAGACCAUGUACUGCAUUGUCUCCGUCUUCGGGCUAGCCGUCUAGAGGCCAGCUAAGGACCAGAAGAUCAACCAGGAGAAAAAGAAAGAGAGAGGAAGUCAACAAUCGAUACUAACUAAUAAGGGGGAGGGAUUAACAAGAUUGCCGUCGGAACACAAGCACUUUUCUGUCGGCUAGCCUGCUGCGAAGACGAAAUUAACCAUGAUUCAUGAAGACAUGUUGUAUCCCAAGGAAUUAAGCGCCUAAUGUUACUCUUGAUUUUCAAUUUAAAAAAGCCUAAAUAAAGUAAUUUAAAUGAAAAUGAA
Molecule: messenger RNA, 718 nt
Organism: Drosophila serrata
Lineage: Eukaryota; Metazoa; Arthropoda; Insecta; Diptera; Drosophilidae
Gene: Dlc90F
Product: dynein light chain 90F
Biological process (GO): microtubule-based movement
Cellular component (GO): cytoplasmic dynein complex; cytoplasm
Molecular function (GO): dynein intermediate chain binding
Source: RefSeq, a predicted model, not a curated record